Molecule: messenger RNA, 15594 nt
Organism: Ctenopharyngodon idella (grass carp)
Lineage: Eukaryota; Metazoa; Chordata; Actinopteri; Cypriniformes; Xenocyprididae
Gene: magixa
Product: MAGI family member, X-linked a
Exons: 17
Coding region: 5090-9013 (1307 amino acids)
Biological process (GO): signal transduction
Cellular component (GO): cytoplasm
Molecular function (GO): protein binding
Source: RefSeq, a predicted model, not a curated record
CAAGAAAAACAUUCCCUUAGAAAAAUUUUGAACUGUUCAGCCCAGAAAACAAUACAUAAAAAGUGACAGUUGUGGUUGCUACAUUAUACAAAAUAUAGUGAUUAUGUUGCAAGCAUUAUGGGAUGGAAUUUUGGUACAGUUCUGUUCUGUAACCGACCUAUUAAAAUAUAUUGCAAUACACAUUAACUAAAUAUCAAAAUGCAUCAUAAAGCACUCCAAUGCGUAUUAUGAUAAGCACUUAGAAAUUAUAAUAAGAAAAAAACUUACUAAAGAAUUCUCAAUUGUGAAUUCUGGACAUGUCUAAACACAUAUUGGACCUGUAAAAAGACUGUAGAACCUUCUACAUGUUUUACAAAGACAUAUGGGAACAGAGGUCAGCUUAUCAAGCCUAGUUAUCCCUAUAGGAAAGAGGUUACCUGCACUUGCUGUACUUUAAAAUCCGCUUGAAGCUUUUGUCAGCAAAUGAAUUUUCCUGACAUUCCCAUGACAUACUCUAAGUAAUAAGUCGCUGUAAUCCCUGCAUGCAUGUACUGCUUCAAACAUGUUUGAUUCAAUGAAAGUUCAAGCACCUUUAAAAAAAAAAAAAAAAAAAAGACAUAUACUUGCAUGUUAAAAUGAACUCAAAAGUGCUGAGGUCUCUCUUAACUUCAAACACAAUGAAUAAUUUUGCAUCAAUCCCUGUAGAAAUAGAGUUGUGUCAUCUAACUCACCUUUUAGGAGGAGCUUAUCAUGCAUGCAAACAACCACAAUACAGUUUAAAAUUACAAAAAGAGGAAGCCAGGGAACGGUUAUUCAUUUUUUCCAUCUUAUUGUAUAUGAUGGUCUAAAUCUCAGACAGUGCUAUCAUUUAUUCACCAUUCAUCAGACACUGAUCACCCAGAGGGAUGUACAGUACACUAAUUGCAGAGACAGUCUCCCUGGAGUAACAGCGGGUUAAGUGCCCCGCUCAAGGGCAAUGCCCCCAUUUGAACACACCAUGUCCUUUUUGCUUCACUAUUAUUGAUGUCCAAAUGCAAAUGAUCUUAUUUCUCAAGUCUUAUGCUUAUUCAGCUAGUCAAGGUCACUCCUUCAUACCACUAACAAAAUACACCUGAAUAGAGAAAAGCAAACAAACAGAGGACGUGAAUCUUUCUCUGAUUAUGAGUGAAAGUGUUUUACCAUAAUUUUUGGAAUGAUCUUAGCUCUUACUAUAUUUAUACUUAUUAAACAAAGUAAUGAACAGAGGUACAAACCAGUCCACUAUAGACUGCUGUAUAGAAUUCAUUAAACAAAUGCUUGUUAAAAUAGGCACAUAAAAAUGGACAGUUAUUGCCCUCUAGUGGUUACACUCUCAGUUCUCAGCAGGAUGACAUCAUAAAAUAUGUAAAUGAAACAAAGUGCAUGUGGCAUUUGAAAGGUUACCUCAUAAACUGCCGAAUGCCAUUUUAAAUAAAAAUAAAUAUUUGCCUUGAGCUGUUUAAACUCAGUGAUUCUUAUAAUUAUAAUAUGCAUUCAGCUUUCACAAAAUAUUGUCUCAAAUCACCUCGUUUUAAUUAUGUUUAGAUCUUUCCUGAUUCUUAUUCUCAUGUGAUAUCAUAUGAUAUAUGAUAACACUGAAGAAAGUGAUGAGUCUUUAUUUUCCUCAUCUCUCUCAUUUGAAACGCUCCUUCACAUGCUCUCGCCUAUUUAUCUGCUAUCUUGUUCUGAAGAGAUGAAUUACUUUGAUUUAUCUCACUGUCUUCACUUAGCCUCCCUCUCUCUUGCUCUCUCUCUCUCUCUUAUUUCUCCCUCGCUUUCUCUUUCUCUCUUCAGUGAGUGCCAUGGUGUGCUCUGUUAGAUUAGAGCUUAGCAGAGAUGAAUGUGUGUAACUCUGGUAUAUAAAAGCAAGGAGGUUCGGUUUUGCAUUUUAAUGUAAGUGAUUUCACCUGCUAAUUUUAACAUGUUCUUUCACAAACAGCAAAUCUGAUGAAUUUGGAUAAAGGUAAAAACAGAAAAGAGUUAGGAUAGAUUCAAGGAAUUGCAGCCCUAGCCUUUAUAUUAUGUUGCUCAGUUUAACACAUUUCGAUAUUUGGGUUGUCGGAAAUACUAGUUAACCUGGCUGAACAUGCCUGCAAAGUGUCACUGUAAAAAAUAAUUUUCAUGAUUUGUUAUCACAACAUUUUUUCUUUUGUCAAAUCAACUUAGAUAAUUAAUGUGGUUCAGAUAACAUAAUAUUUUGAGUUUCUGUUGAUUAAAUCAAUCGUCUUCAUUGUAUUAACUCAAAUUUUUUAUUUCAAUGAACUCAAAAUUUUAAGGCAACCAGGUAACUUACUUUCUUAAGUUAAACCAACUAUUCUUUUUUUACAGUGUUUAAUGUGCGCACAAAAAUUUCCAUUAUAGUUAUGUUUGUGGGUCAAUUUGACCCGAAUAUUUCAUUGUUAAAUGCAGUAUAUUUUGUUGUGUCAGUCUCAGGGUAUUUACAUUUACAUUUUUGCAUUUUGAAAUUCAAAGAUUGGUGACAAACUGACAAUGCUUCAAAGGCUACCUUUUUAUCAGUUCAUGCAUGUUCAGUUCACUGAAAAUUCGAAGUAGUGUCCAACUCUACUGUUUAAACUUAAGGAAAACAGAAAAAAGUGUGCUUUUAAAUGUAACUUUACGUUUUUUAACAAUACUGUUCAUAAUAUUCACAGCUUAUGAAAAAUGGUUUAAGAAAUAGCUGUUUAGUCGUGUUCGCAUAUUUAAUUUUUUAAUGUGCUUAAAGUAUCAUAGUUAAAGAUUUACUGAUUUCACCAGAUUUUCUUUUAGGUUUUCAUGGUUUGAUUUUUGGUGAAUUGCAUUAAAUCCAAUAAGGGUCACUUUGACCCUGACCGUUAUGAUUGAUUGUAUCCACAUUUCAAACCCAAUAGGGCUAAGUCUCAUUCAUUUUUAACUGUGAAAGUAUAUUGUGAAUAAUAAACUAUGGACUCAAAUGUUUUUAAAUCUGAGUGAUGUGUUUUUGAGUGUGUGUGUGUGUGUUUGUUUGUUCCCAUAUGUACAGUCUAUACUCAAGGGUGCACUGGGAUUGCAGUAAGCAGGCACUUCUGUACUAAAACUGAGUCAUAGUCAGCACUUUCUUAGUUACCUCAUUGACUUUAACCCCCAGCCAAACACAUACACACUUCCACACAACUGUGGCCCUGCAACAGGCAUUCCAUCACCCCCUCUGUAAUGAAGAGAAGGUCUUGUUAAUUGCCCCAUGUUAUUUAUGAUACCGAAGGGCUGUAUGCAUUAUUGAAGAAAUACUCUGUUUUUCUUUCGCAAGCAGCUCGAUGCAAUUGAGUCUGUUAACGCUCGUUAAUAUAUUAUAAUGUAGGCUAUUUUAUGAGGCAAUUGUACGUACUGGAAAAUAAUAUAGCCAAAGAUGAUGUGUCUUGCUUGGGGUGGGUGGUGCUUGCGGGUUGCAUGCGCUACUGGCACUGUAUCCAAGAUACCCACACAGUUUCCUUGGCAACCAGAGAGAGCACAUGGAUAAAGUGUGCGCAUUAGUUAAUGACGCUUACGACACUUCUUCCUUUUUUUUCAUCCAAAACAGUAGUGUAAUAAUGGCGGACGAGUCUUUGAGGAUUGCAAUACUAUUUAUGCAGUGUUUUACAACACACACGCACGCACGUCAUCGCAUUUGUAACCUCACGGACCUGGAACGGAGAGUUGCGAUUGUCUUUAGUAAGAGUUUGCGCCGACGUCAUAGCGAACCGUAAACAGUGGACGUAUUUCGCUGAUGUCAGCUGAAACGAACCCAUUAGAUCAGUGAGACGCUGCUGCAGCGCGCGCAGACCACCAAGAGCGUCACCUACCAACAAGCUCAUCUACUGUAAUGUGAAAAAAGAACAGCCAUAUUUUGUUACAAAUACAGCACUUUUAUAAAUGCAUAUUUAUGAAACCGUGGUCAUUUUAGUCCAGAGUCAAAUUCUGCAAAAUUUAUUUUUCUUAAGAACAUACUCUCUAUUUUUUUAACCGGGAGAAAAUGUAAAAAUGCUAAACAUACUAACUGAUAAACUGAAUAGUACACUUAAAAAAAAGUUUUUUAAGUAAAAAGUUUCAGUUAUCUUGUAAUUUACUGAUAAAAUUGAUUAAGGUAAUGUGUACCAUGUAGUUGGUGUACUUUUCUGGUCAUUCCCAGAAUUCCUUGGGAACCAUCACGUUUGUUUGUAUUUUUUUUUUUUAAAUGAAUCAUCUUAUUUUUGUUAUCGGUUUUGCUUGGUUUAUGAUAUUUAUUUAACGUUCAUGCGGUGCCAUUUAAAAAAUACAGUGCAAACCUUGCUAAAUGUACUUAUGCUUUAAACUAGCCAAACAUUUGCCAAUGAGGUAAAAAAAACCUCAAUAAAAUAUCUUUUAAAUAAAAUUAAAUAAAAGUUUUAAACAAAAAUCACAAUGUGCCUUACGCUAGGGACAAAUACAUAGUUAUUCAUUAUUAUUUAAGAAUGAAUUCGUCGAUGAAUUUGCACUUGUUGACAAUAUUGUAUCUUAGAUGAGCAUUCAGAGAUUUUCAAAGUGUCACCAAAAUAAAUACUUGCCUUGUGUCUUUGAUCAGAACGUUCGCAUACUUAAUAAGAAGCAUGCGGUCCUAUUCAUUAUCAAUUCAAAUAUGUCUUCUUGAUUGAAGUAUUUGGGUAAGGAGUCACGGCGCGUUCAUGUAUUCCCAGUCUUGCGCGGCGCUGUCCAAUCGCCUCCAACCACAGGGCGGUCCGAUUCGUCCCUGUUUCACACAGCGAUCCCUCCCCGUCCCUGCCUCUUCCUCCUCUCCUCCCCUCCGCUUGGCUGCCUUAUCAUCGCUUCCUUAUUGCCAAACCUGCAAAGACAGGGCUGUACUGAAUGCAACGUAAUUUUGACCCAUGUUCCAUUAGCUGAGCGGCCCUGAGGGCACGAGGCUUCCGCGCGGGACUGUAAUGCUACACUGUCCUCCCUCUCCGGCCAGUUCAUCCUCAGCAGCGCAGAGCUAUGGACCUGAAACCGUAGUGCUCCUCCAACACAGCAUAUCUGCAGUCACCUGCGACUCCAAUAGGCAAUCAAUAUUGAUAGAGUAUUUGUGAGGAUUACAGCCAUAAGGCAAUACGUCGCGGGGGAAAGGCUGGAAUUAUGAAGCGCUGUCAACAUGUCUAAGGCCACUGUUAAGAAGCUGCACUGGCGCUCGAAAGUGCAGGAGAGCUUCGUCCCACUGGGCGGAGCCUCGGGAGAGCUUGGUGUGGCCAUUGGAGGCGGUGCAGAUUAUGGAGAGUUCCCAUUUGUUACAGCAGCACCUGGGGGUGGAGCCACUGUUGGUGACAUCAUCCUAGAGAUUGGGGGUACGCCUGUCCUGGGAUUGACCUUGGGAGAUGUAAGAGGGGUUCUGAACUCAUGUCCACAUCCCAUUCGGAUAAAAACUGUCUUACCAGGCUCGACUCUCUGUAAGGAUCUGAGACUUUACCUGAGCAAGUGUUUUACACCCGGAUCAAUGGACAGCCAACUCCAACAGGUCAUACGAGAGAACCUCUACCUGCGCGCCGUGCCCUGUACAACCAGGCAACCACGGGAUGGAGAGAUCUCAGGGGUGGAUUAUAACUUUGUGUCCAUUGAGGAAUUCUUCUCCCUGGAAGAGUCUGGAGCCCUGCUGGAAAGUGGGAAGUUCAAAGGUAACUAUUAUGGCACUCCUCGGCCGGUCCACAUCGGUCCUGACAGCCCACCCAUUACGUACCAGGAACAUCGAAACCUCCUGAGAAACUUUCGUACCCGCAGCAAAUCGCUCAGCAACCUGGAAAAGGCAGUGGAGGAAGGUGACAACAGCGAGGAAGACUCUGGUCUAUCAGCGGGGUCUGCAGGAGCCAGCAGUGCCCCUCCCACCACCAUUGUCUCACCUAAUCAGACUUGGGACUCAGGCGGUGGGCGGGAUGGAGGGGUUGCCAUGGAGAACGGAGCACGUGGAGGGGCUUUGCCUGAAAACUGGGAGCUGGCGUUCAGUGACACAGGCGAACCCUAUUACAUCAACCAUAACUCAAAGACCACAAGCUGGCUGGACCCAAGGACUCAGGGCAAAGAAAUUGUCAGCAAGACGGAGUUACCUGCAUUCACAGACCAACCAUCUGAACUGAAGGGCUAUUCCAUACACACUCGCCUGUCGAAAGGGCCUCGUGGGUUUGGCUUCAACAUUGUGGGUGGCAGUAGACCUCGGGAAUUCCUGCAGGUGUACAGCGUCACCCCAGGAGGCCCGUCUGCACUCAAAACAGCGGAUAUCCUGGUGUACAUUAAUGACUCGUGUGUGCUGGGUCUGUCCCAUAAAGAAGUGGUAGAAAUGCUGAAAUCCGUCCCCAUGGGUCACAGUGUGGAUGUGGUUCUUCGCCGAGGUUACCCCAUGCUCUACAACCCUGAUGGCUGCCCCAAAACCAGCCUCUCUUCCCCUUCUGACCCAACCAGUGCCAACCCUGCAGCACCCAGUUCUGCUCAAUCCCAGGUUCAACAUCCUGAUGGACACCAACCUGGCUUGGUGAACCUCAAUCGCUCCAUGUCCCACCACAACAACUUCUACCCCCGCAUGCAGAAAGAAUCCUUGGAUGCUAACGGGAACACAGCACCCCAGCCUUCCUACUCAAUGGUCAAUGGAAAUGGAGUGGGAGGGACUAUAGGACUGGGGGCGCUGCCUUCAUCAAAUGCCCCUCCCCUAUCAGAGCGAAUGAGCUCUAGUCACAGCGAUACGGAGGUCAGCUCUGUUGUCACGCGCAGAGCUUCCCUUGUCCGAAGCUACAACAACAACACUCUUCCAGCUCCUUCUCACGCCCAUCAUAGUUCCAAGUCUUCCGAGAGCGAUCUCUCCUCUGCAACGCUCCCCCUGCCUCAGCCCGAGGUGGGUCCUACCGCCCCGCCACCAGGAGCACCUAGCACCCAGCGGCCUCCCAUGCCCCAAACAUCUCUUGCCGUCGCACCCCCAACCGAGCACCCACCCUGUGGUUUCAACGGGUGUCCAGCCAACAAUCCCCCGCGACCUCUUCCGGGUGGCCUAGGGUCCCCCGGAGCCCCAGGUGGGGUAGGCUGCGGAGGAGGGGGUGAGCUGGUACCUGUGGCCUUGGGCAGGAGCGAGGGAGGGGGUAUGGGUUUCAGUGUGACGGCUGGGGGGCAAGGAGGGCAGCUGGCGGUGGUGAAGAGAGUCUGGGACAGACGACAGUGCCCCUCCUUACAGCCAGGGGAUGCCAUUAUUAAAAUCAAUGGCGCUGAUGUGCAGAGCCUCAGCUUCGCACAGGUGCAGCGGGUGCUGCAAGAACAUACCAAACAGGGUGAGGUGGUCUUACUGGUUUACAGAGGAGGUCCUCUUUGCUCCCCAGGCUCUCCAAAUGCCUAUAAAAGACCUCCUCCCUCCCUGGGCACUCCAGAUCUGACCUCGCCCUCCUCCGAUGGUGCUGUGCCUAGCCAGAGCACCCUUUCUCCCUCCUCCCCCUGCGGUGACCUCCCCAACCUGGUCCAAAGCACCAGCUUCCUGGACUCGGUGCCCGUGACCCUGACCCUAGAGCCCCGGGACUGGUUAGGGGUUGAGGACGGACCUGCUCAGUGGACCCGUACUGCUGCUUCUAACCUCGGCGCAGUAUCCAAAAGCCAUGUAGACGCGAGGGGAGUGGUCUCUUCCAGAGCGAUGGAGGUGGAGUUGAGACGGAGACCAGGAGAGGGAUUCGGGUUUGUCAUCGCAUCACAGGAUGUAGUGAAUGGAACCUCGUCUCUAGUGUCUCACAGGUUUGUGACGGUGCGACGGGGGAGUCCAGCAGCACGCAGUGGUCAGAUCCAGCCGGGGGAUCAGUUGGAGGCCGUGGAGGGCAGAUCAGUGGUCACGCUGCCUCACAGAGACCUCGCACAGAUACUGCGCAGAGCUGGAAACACACUCAGACUCACCAUUAUACCACGCUCUCACACUAACAAUAAUCUGCCUGAAUACCCUGACUUUGAUGCCGAGAGCCGGUUAAGAAAAGGGCACCGGGCCAAGCAAAAGGAUUCCCAAUUUUAUAGCGUUGAUCUGGAGAGGGGCCCAACAGGGUUUGGUUUUAGUUUGCGAGGUGGAAGCGAGUAUAACAUGGGUCUGUAUGUACUUGGUCUAAUGGAGGGCGGACCGGCUUCACGCAGUCAGAAAAUUCAGGUGAGUGAUCAGCUGGUGGAGAUCAAUGGAGACAGCACAGCCGGGAUGACACACAGCCAGGCCGUGGAGCAGAUCCGAAAGGGAGGAGCAUGGAUACACCUUGUACUGAAGAAAGGCAACGGAUAUGUACCAGAUUAUGACCAUGAAUCUGGAGUUGUUUCCCCCUCCUCCCUCUUCUCCGAGGAUCCGCAUGUGGCUGCAGUAGAUCGCUCUCCUCCGAGGAGCAGCAGAUUGUUGGAUGACAGUGGACGAGAGAGGAGAGAGAGGAGGGGGAAGGGAAGGAGGGAAUCAGAGGGAAGGAGCAGAGGAAGAGGAGCGGAGGAGGGCAAGCGGGGCCGGGCGGAGGAUGUUAGCACCGCUGAAAGCUCCCAGUCGGCAGGAAGAAGAGAGCAACAGAUGCGUUCGCGGAGUUUACCUGGCACGUUGAGGGGCCAAGAGAGUCCACGGAAAGAAGAGGUGGAGGACGGCACAUGGGGGGAAAGGAAGGGAGAGGGGGAACGACGAAGGGGAAGGCAGAAAAGCAAGAGCAUGGGGGAGAGAAGACGAAAAGUGAAGGAUGUUAGUUCAGAAAGAGAAAACGAUCUCCCAGAGAGGGAGAAAGAGAGUGUCGGAAGAGAAAAGAGGGAUAACAACAGAACCAGCACAACGGAGGUCACACAGCGCGCACCUUUCUCCUUCCUCAUGCCUUUGGACAAUGACGAUGAUGGGUCAGGUGCAGAAUCGGCUCACAGCUUCUCUGAAGUCAGCGUGUCUGCAGCCAGCAUCGCAUUCUCGACUCAGUGGCCUCUGGAUCCCAUCCGCCCUCUACAGGCCCCUGGAUCUUCGACAACACCUCCGGGACCCUGGCUUGUCCCCAGCCCUCACAAACUCUCUCAGGUUUUAGAGGGGAAAAGGCUGAGCCAGAAUAAGGGAGGACUGUGGUCCUAAUGCUAAUUCCCUUAAAAGGAUAGUUCACCUAAAAACCUCGCACUCAUGUCGUUCCAAUCCUGUAUGAUUUUCUUUCUUCAGGGAGAAAUUUAGAAGAGUUGUACUGGCUGCUCUUUUCCACAAAAAUGAAUAGUAACUGAACUUUUAAACUUCAAAAAAAGAUGCAAAACCACCAAAAAACUGUUUAUAUGACUUGUGUACUAUAUUCCAAGUCUACUGAAGUCAUAGGCUCUGUCCCAAACUGAACCCUAAAGCCCCGUUCACACCAAGGAUGAAAAGUCUAACAAUAACUAUAAAGUUUUUAUAAUCAUUCUAAUUCUAUGAGAAUAGUGGAGUCCACACCACAACUAUAACAAUAAUGACACAGCAACAAUAUCAUUGGAAUCACUUUUAGAAUGUUUUUUUCCAGCUCAUGAAUGAUAAAAAACAUUGAAGCCAAUCAGAAUCCAUCGUACUUUAAAGAGCUCGACAGACAACUUAAACAGAACGUUGUCACCUGUUAGUGUGUAUACCAAUAUAGUUAUUGUUAUAGUUAUCUUUAUAGUUAUCGUUCUUGGUGUGAACGUGCCUUAAAGCCUUCGCUGUCUUCCUCCAAGUCCACACUUUUGUGAUGUCUCUUUGACUGUCGGGUAGAAGACUGCUGUGGAGCUGGUACAGUCCGAUUCGAUUUUUGUGAAUCGAAUCAACUGAUUCAUUGAAAAAAUUAAUGACUCAAAGGAACAAUUUGUUUAUGAAUCAGACAUUGCUGCUUCUCUCAUGAAGAGAGCUAGGGCAGAUUUCAGUGAAUAGAGAUGCAGCCCCAUUUAUCUUUGUUCAGCGAAUUUUUGCAGGCAAAAUUUAGUCAUUUCAAUAGGAAUCCAUGUGAUCAAGAAUUUCACAUAAGGGCGAAAGAUUUCCCCUCACAGAUUUCGCAUUUGGUUAAGUUGGUCAUACAAAGUUGACCAGCAGAAAGCUGCUUGGUUUGAAAGUGACUUCUGUGUGAGCAGUACAUCACUACACUAUUGAAAGUAGACAAUGAAUCUUUUUUGCCUGCAAAACUUCACUAAUGUGACCGCAGCUGAGAUUUUGGUUGUUUUUCACACAAAGAUAUUACAUAUAAGGGCUUUUCACACUUAAAAUAGUUAACCCUGGGUCAUUCUAAACCCCAGGUAAACAGAAUCCUGGGUUAUCUUUAUUCACAUUUCACACUGCUCACAAUAUCCCCAUAAUAGCUAUAAAUAUUAACAGUUAAUCCUGGGUAUUCAUAAGCUGCUGUUUCACAUUGCACAUUUCUAAACCCCGUGUUAAAGUCCUUAUUUGAAUAUUCGCAGUAUCAGUGUUACUGACUGGACAAACGCAGCACGUGACCUAUUUACGUAAAGGCUUCUAGCAUUGCGCGUCCUCAUACAACACAUUGCUGACUGCUUUUCUGAGUGAACUUUUCGAACUAUAAAGGUAAGAAUGAAACGGUCUCUUCUUCACGCCAAUUGUUCUUUUUUCCAUCGCGGUUUGACAUUUUUCCUAUCAUACACAGAAACGACUGUUUAUAUGCAUCGCGCGGUGUUUCCGUGUCAGCCCAAAGCGCGUGAACAUAAAGCACGCAAUUGGUUGUCGGUAGCCAAGCAUCUAGUUGUAACAUUCGAACACCGCAUCGUUUCACACUGUACAAGUUUGGCACCGCAAAAGAGCACCUCCAGAGCAAGGUUUCAUAACCCGGGGUAAAAAGCGGUGCUAACCCCGCAUCUAAAUUAGCCUACAAGUGUGAAACGCUCCCUUACCCGGGGUUAAAAGCGGUGUUUAGAACGACGAUAACCCGGGGUUAAGCGCAGUGUGAAAAGCCCUAUAUUGACUUUAUUAAUAUAUUAACCUAAUACAGUUCUCAAGCCACUUUUAUGAUUCUUUCAUGGUGCUUUUGCAUCUUUUUUUUAAGCUUAUCUUCAAAAUUUCUCCUUUUGUGUUUUAUCGAAGAAAUAGUCAUACUGGUUUGAAACAACAUGAGUGUUAGUAAAUGCUGACAGAUUUUUACUUGUUUUUGGGGGUGGGGCGGUGGUAAACUAUCCCUUUAAAUCUCUCUUCUCUUUUCUCUCUCUCUCUCUCUUACACACACACUCAUACAGCCUCUCCAGCUCCGUCUUUAUAUCUUGUGGUUUUCAGUACACCACCACCAUCCUAUCAGUUCCUCUUCCGUCUCAAAUCCAUAUCUAUAUGGUCCCGUGUGUGUUUUAUUGGUAUCAUCCAGAUACCGCAGAGAUCUCCCAUCCAGGCCGAUCAAGACUUGAUUUUAUCGCCAUCUAGUGGCCAAGGAGAGAAAAUGAGCAAAUGCUUGCCAUUACGUUGUGGCUAGCGUGACAGUAACUGCAAGGUCAGUUAGUAUGCGUCUGAUUCAUGGUGUCCUUCAUAGCAUGUCUUUUUCAUGUCAUUUGACAUUUUUAUUUUGCAUAUUUUCCAUUUAUUUUCAUAAGAAUGCAACAAAAAUUCUAUUAUAAAAAAAGAAGAUUUAUUUAAAACACGGUUGCUCAGUCGUGCCCCUGAAGAGCUACACUUCUGAAAGUAAACUAGAUUGAUCUUCAGGACCAGGACUAAGCACCCUCGAUUUAAGAGAUUUUAUUAGCUGCUUGCUGUUUGUGACUGGACUAUAACCCCUCCCCUGCUGUGUGCGCAGUGGUCUUGCUGUUGAAAGAGGGGGGGAAGGAAGAUAACAGAACUAAAGUUUUAUUAUAAGGCCAGUGAGCCGUAUCAAACCUCUCCAGGUGCCUUCUGCUUCUUUAGCCAGUGUUUACCAAAAAAAGAGAAACAAAUACAAGUAAAAGAACAUAAGACGUAGCAUAGUAGAAAGUGUGCAACACAAUACUGUUCUGCCUCUUUAACAUCUAUAUCUUUGCAAGACUUGGUUCACGAGUUGGGGAAAAUAUUCUGCACACGCUCUGCGAAACUUCAGCUAAGUGAGUCAAAGUGAAAGAGAGCCAUUACAAGUGCCUCAUGCGAUAUUCCUUUAUACAAGACAUAGAAUUCCCUCAAGCUCAAAAUCAGGACCCAAAGUUUUGAUUUUUUUCCCAUUGUGAUACUUUUUGCGUUUGUAUGCUUUCUGAUUCAAUUUUUCAGGCCCAUUUCAUUGCCCUCGACAUUUCAGAAAAAUUAUGAAAACAAGAAAACGAAGGCCUGAUCGGUCCUCAUCCCCGAGCCCUCCACCAAUCAGCAUCGAGCAUCAUGCGGAAUCUUCAUUUCAGGAGACAAAAAGAAAAAAACAAAAAACAAAAAAAGAAGAAAAAGAAAAAAAGGGCAUUUUGAUACAGGUCUUCUAUGCAUUUUGUAAGACUUACUGAUCAAAAAUUGCGGUAGGAAUUUUUCUACCUAAGAUAUGAGAUUCGUAAUUUUGUGUACUGUUAAAAUACACAGGCAGGUUGGUAAAUCGAAACCGAAAAUUUAAAGGAGAUCCGGUGAUAAUCAGACAUGCUGUACCACCAGCUUAUGCAUUGAUCUUUACCUCAGAACUGUCUGAGCAAUAAGUGCUAUCUCUUUCUGUUCAGUGUCAUACCAAGCAAAGCUCAUUGAAAAGCUGAGUGAUAGAAAUAUGCACGGUAAAAUCAUCUGUGAUAAAUUAAUUGGAAUGAAAUGCAUCCCUAUAGACAUACAUUUGCUAUUUUAAAAUAAUAUAGUAUUUUAUCAAAUAGAUUUGCAUUUAUUUAAAUAUUCUAAAGUUACAUAUUAUAAAUCAGACAUUAAUUUAUCACUCGAGAUCUUUACUGUGCUGUAACAUAUCAAUAAAUGCUUGCAUAGAAGAUCACAUGCGAGUUCUGUUGCCAUACACAGCCUGUAAGCGUUUAGCAAUUUGCGAUUUCGGAAAAGUGAUACAAUGAUCUUAAGUGUUAACACUUUAAAUCAGGGCUCUUACACGAGUAUUACACAUACAUCUGAGGUGUUAUCUGAAGCUCAGAAUCCUCAACCAGCCUGGGUAUUGAUGUUGACUUUGUACCCGAUUAUCCCAUUGGCAUCAGCACGUACUGUACAGAAACUGGGAUGAGCCUUGUAAAUGUUUCGUUUCGGGUUUAUUUUUGUGAGGGGGAAGAUUUGGAUUGUUUUCCAAAACGUUAAUAGAUACUGUAGCAUUUCCCUUACUGUAGCAGAUCUUAUAAGCAAGCUUAAUGUAUAUAAUUAUUGACCCUGGACAUGUCUAUUUUUUUUUUUUUAAUCCCCCAAUGUCUCACAUAUCAGAAAUAUACAGCACUGUCGAGACGUGCAACAUUUUAAACCGAGGUGCCCAUUGGCUUGACGAGAAGCUUGAUAUUUAAAAUGAUUCUUCUAAUUCAAUCUUGCAUGUCUGUAGUGAGUAUACUAGUUUUAAUAGCACUGGCCCUUACAAUUGAAUUCAAAUGUCCCAAUGGCAUGAUAAUGUAUUCCACAGCCCAGGAGGCCAAUCGUAAUGUUUUAUAGAACAUCUGUUGUCUGUUUCAAAUUAUUCAAAUUGUGGAAUCUGAUCUGACAGCUUGAUUGCCCCCUAGUGCACACCGUGGUUUUUGCACAGCCCUCUUUUAUAGCCCUCUUCAUGAUGUCUUUAACAACAUAUUAAAAGCAAGAUUUAGAGAUACAAAAACCUCAAGUAUGUAGUCCACAAUGAUAACAAUUAGCAUGCCCACCAAACAUUGUCCCUCCCCAUAAUAGGUUUCCUCGUACCGGAGACAGUUUAGAUCCUUAGAUGUUCAGUAGUCAGAGAUGUAGUCUCAAAAACGAGCCAUACUCUGAGCCAACCGAUAUAUGAAUACAACAAUGCAAUGUUUUUUAUAAUAAUGUCUGCAAGGUUCCUAUCAGUGCAAAUGUGCCAUUUAAAUGCUAAUCAAUGAUGUCAUACUCUUUUCCUCUACCGAGAGAAAUGCAGAGGGGCAACGUUUGGCCCUCUGAGUUUGACGCUUUUAAAAUGUCAAAACACGAACGGAGUGUUUCAGCUUUGAAUUUUCAACUUGAAUUUGCUAUAUUGGCCUUGUAAGGAGUCAGCCAUUGUACAGAACAAGAACAAUUUUAUUUGUAAAGAGGAAAGAAAAGGAGAUGUUUUUUAUAUCUAUAUUCUAGAAAUAUAGGAUAAAGGUCAGCAGGGGUGUAAAGUACUUGAGCGAUUGUACUUCAUUACUAUGCCUAAGUAUUAUUUAAAAACUGAAUAUUUAUACUUUUGCAAAAUUACAUUUCUAUAUGAAAAAAGUCACUUUUUAUUACUACUUAAUUUAAUUUAUAGAUCUUAAAAAGUGCAUAUUACACUGGUCAUCAUGAUGAAAAACGUUGAAAUUUGUCACAAUUAUGGUCAUUUGUCCUUGUGAAGAGACAAAAGUCUUCAUCUUUUGACCUAAAGCAAUGCGUUUUAUUUGUUAAAUGCAUUGUUGAAGACUAAUAAACAGUUCAGUCUGAUCAGUCUAUAAAUCAGUGUUAACUAAAACUAUUACAAAUGUUUUCAGUACUUGAAAUGAAGCUGAAUAAAAUAUAACAUUAGAUGAAAAACUUUAAAAAUGAGAAAUGUUGUCUUGGUAAAAUAUGGUAAAAUAACUAGUAAAAAUGACAAAAGCACAUAACAAAAUUUCGAAUACUAAACAAAAUGAAAUCCAAAAUACUAAUCAGUACUAAAUAAUUAUAAAAUAACAACUAUACUUGUGUGUCAAACAACAUCUUCAGCUUCUGCUUAAUUUAACGUUUAACAAUUUCAAACUGUUUUUUUAAAAAAAGUUGUGUCGUAUUUCCAGUACAUUGAAAAAUAUGACUAAAUGGUUUGCUCUUCACAGCUUGGGUUGCUUUGCAAUGUUUCUCUUAAAAAAGCUUAAAUGAGAAAAUGUCCAUUGUUUCUAAAGCUAAGAAGUUGUUUACUUUUAAAUACCAAGUAGAACUUUUGUACUUUCACUCAGAUGCGUUUUUGGCUAGAUACUGUAAAUCUUUGACAUUGUACUCAUACUUCAGUAUAAUUUCUCAGUGCUUUUUACACCCCUGUGUGCCAGACAGCUCAGCCCAUGAUAAUGAAAGCAGAGGACAUUCUGUUGUAUAAAGGAAGUAACCGCUGCACCAGUAGAGGACCUCGCUGAGGCAGCCGCCCAGUCUGAAUUCUUGACGUGAUCUCUUUUUCACCAUUGGUGCUGAUCCUCCAACUGGCUGGCUGCGGUUGCUAUUUCGCUUUCCCUCAUUCAGUACAUAUGGAGGUCACCACUCACAAGCCAGCGGAAAGCAGUUAAAACAAUUUCAAGUCUUCGGAUGGGGCCAAAAAAUGUGUAAAGGUUCUACUUCCUUUAUAGCAUAAGUGUCCUCUCCUUCAUUUUGACUUAGUGUAGACAGGACUCUAAAGUAUAGAAAAUGAGGAAGCAGGCAGCAGUGUGUUGCAGAUUUUUACCUGCCGGGUCUGAAGCGAGACCUCGAGUAGCCGUUAUUUCAGUGGCGCCCUCUACAGGGAAGAUGCUGAGUGUGUAAAUAGCAGUCCGUAAGGGGACACCUUGAACACAGAUGUACAGGUUUUUAAUUGUUGCUCUUGAUAUGUAUGAAGAUACUGUAUUGUUUUUGAAUGCAUCAACAGGGAGUUUUGAAUUAUGAAUAAUGACAUGCAGUUAAAGAAAUAAACCGAAUAAAACUAAAUAAAA